This is a messenger RNA of Penicillium riverlandense, 1140 nucleotides long. Its product is annotated as Aldo/keto reductase. The record is from RefSeq and is a predicted model, not a curated record. The coding region runs from base 1 to 1140 and encodes 379 amino acids. The transcript is spliced from 3 exons. NCBI's taxonomy places the organism in Eukaryota, Fungi, Ascomycota, Eurotiomycetes, Eurotiales, Aspergillaceae.
AUGUCUGAAUCAACUCUCACUACCGAACUCGGCCGUCUACGCAUCCUCUCCUCCACAGCUGGCAUUCGAGUCUCCCCUCUGCAACUAGGCGCCAUGUCGAUUGGCGACGCCUGGGCCGGCAUGAUGGGCUCAAUGGACAAGGACUCAGCAUUCAAACUCCUAGAUGCCUUCUAUGAGAGCGGGGGCAACUUCAUUGACACGGCCAAUUCGUAUCAGAACGAGCAGUCAGAGCAGUGGAUCGGCGAGUGGAUUCAAGCCCGCAACAACCGCGACUCGCUGGUCCUGGCUACCAAGUUCAGUAUGGACUAUCGCAGCCAUGUCCUAGGCAAGGGAACCCCAGCAGCUAAUUUUGCGGGGAAUUCCCGUCGCUCUAUUCAUGUUGGAAUCCGCGACUCAUUGAAGAAGUUGCGGACCGAUUAUAUUGAUAUUUACUACGUCCACUACUGGGACUUUACUACAUCAAUCAAGGAGCUCAUGGAUGCUUUACAUGUUCUCGUCGAGCAGGGCAAGGUGCUUUAUCUCGGAGCAUCUGAUACACCCGCCUGGAUUGUUUCUGCAGCCAAUACCUACGCUAUUGACCACGGAAAGACGCCUUUCAGUAUUUACCAAGGACGCUGGAAUCUGUUAAACAGAGACUUUGAGCGCGAUAUCAUCCCAAUGGCCCGCCAUUUUGGCAUGGCCCUUGCACCAUGGGAUGUUCUCGGCGGCGGCAAAUUCCAAAGCAAAGCCGACCUCAAGAGCCGCGAGAAUUCCGGUGAGAAGCUGCGCAGUUUUGCCGGACGACCUCCCCACCAGACCGAGGACGAGGUUAACGUGAGCGAGGCGCUGGGCAAGGUGGCUUCGGAGCACGGCAUCGAGUCUGUUACUGCUAUUGCGCUGGCAUAUGUCUUGUCCAAAGCUGGAAAUGUUUUCCCUCUCGUUGGCGGGCGCAAGGUCGAGCACCUGAGGGACAAUAUCCAGGCACUGAGUAUCAAGCUCACGGGUGACCAAAUUGCGCUCCUUGAGAGCGUCAAGCCUUUCGACCGGGGGUUUCCUCACAAUUUCAUCCCGGCCGAUCCGAAUGUUACCGGGAAGUCUUUCUUGAUUGAGAGGACGAAUGCAAUGAAGUUUCCGAAUGCCUGCAACCCGACCUCUCUGUGA